AUGGAUUCGUCGAAGGCUACCAAAGGUCCUCCAAUAUAUGGCGUCUUGCAUUUGAUGAUGCUUGAUGACUCUUCGCGUGGAAUGAUUCCACCUGAGAUGGUGGAUACAAUAUGGUGUUGUUCAGAGUUUUCAGAUCUUGCCAUUGGAAUUUGUUGCAUCGAGAUGAAAUGGGUAGAGAUGGCCAUAACUGGCAUUGACCUAAAUUGGUAUGAUGCUCAUGCAACCUUCUACGGUGAUCCUUCUGGAGCUGGAACCAUGCAGGGGGCUUGUGGUUAUGGUGAUCUGUACAAACAAGGAUAUGGACUUGCAAACACAGCACUAAGCACAGCUCUAUUCAAUAAUGGAGCUACUUGUGGUGCUUGUUUUCAGUUAUUUUGUGUCAACGAUCCCCAAUGGUGCAUAAAGGGCGCAAAGCCAAUCACAGUAACCGCAACAAAUUUUUGUCCUCCAAAUUCCGCCCAGCCCGGUGCUUGUAACCCACCACUAAAACACUUUGACUUAAGUUAUAAAAUGUUCACUUCUAUUGCCUACAAAAAAGGCGGUAUCAUACCCGUUAAAUAUCGACGUGUUUCAUGUGUGAAACAAGGGGGUGUUAGGUUUGAGAUCAACGGAAACCCUAAUUUCUUGUUUGUUUUGGUGUUCAAUGUUGCCAAUGCUGGUGAUGUUUCUCGUGUUAGUGUCAAAGGGUCUAAGACUGGAUGGAUUCCCAUGAAGCGCAAUUUUGGACAAAAGUGGAAUACUGGAGUGAAUUUGGUAGGACAAGCUUUGUCAUUUCAAGUUACUACAAGUGAUGGAAAAACUUUGGAGUUUUAUUCAGUUUCUCCUUACAACUGGCAAUUUGGACAGACUUAUCAGAGCCAGGGUAAUUUUUAGAUAAAAUUUAACUCAUAAAUAUAUCAAGUCACAAAAUUAUUAGGAGAAUUGAGUUAAGAGAUAAUAAUUAUUGUGAGUAUCAUGUUAUUUCAA
Molecule: messenger RNA, 966 nt
Organism: Trifolium pratense (red clover)
Lineage: Eukaryota; Viridiplantae; Streptophyta; Magnoliopsida; Fabales; Fabaceae
Product: expansin-A23-like
Exons: 4
Coding region: 1-873 (290 amino acids)
Biological process (GO): plant-type cell wall organization
Cellular component (GO): extracellular region
Source: RefSeq, a predicted model, not a curated record